Cadophora gregata is the source of this 3318-nucleotide messenger RNA. It is a transcript of the gene PHO89, whose product is annotated as Na+/Pi symporter. Gene Ontology annotation, biological process: phosphate ion transmembrane transport. The coding region runs from base 1460 to 3166 and encodes 568 amino acids. The transcript has 4 exons. The record is from RefSeq and is a predicted model, not a curated record. NCBI's taxonomy places the organism in Eukaryota, Fungi, Ascomycota, Leotiomycetes, Helotiales, Ploettnerulaceae. Gene Ontology annotation, cellular component: membrane.
AGUGCAGUGCCUAAGUACCUAGCCACCAAGCUCCUCAGGUAUAAGUACUUAUCCAUCCAAGCUUCCGUCUCAUCUGACCCUUGGGGCGGUACACAUGUUCACGAAAUCCUCACAACGAGGCGUAUGGAUGCGGAUCCUGACCCGGCAUAAGCAGCAAUUCUGCCACUUGACCUGCACACUCCAACUGGCCAUGGCAUGGAUAACAUGAAUGGACUCCAUGGAGUCUGGCAACAACAGCUUCUUCUCCACGAUCCUUCUCUCUGACCAGCUUCACAAUGCUGUCCCGGCUUGGAAAUGACAAAGUCAGUGGAAAUGUGCAUGCAUACUUGGCAACUCUGGUUCAUUGAAUACUUCAUGCAAUACCGGGUUGGAGAACGUUCCCUUCCACACUCCUGGGACGUCUAGGCAAGGCUCAUGGUCUAGGUGUUUCUCAGCUACCCCUCACCUGCCCUCACCCAUUUGCAGUUGUCUUCAAUUGAUGCUCUUUGCCUCUCUUAUUCAUUCUCUGAACUUUGCGUUUACUGUUGCCAGCUGAGUACGAACAACUGCCAGCUCGUCAUUGUUCAGAUCAAUGCAGGGACUUGAUGGCAGUUUCACUUCAGUCUGAAUGAAAAAGGGAUUUUCUUGUCGGAUACUAUCGGACCUCUGCGUUUACAAACUUUCACUUCGAUUGGAAUUGCUUUGUGUGCCUGGCUUCCCUUUCCUUCUCUGACUGGCUCGGAGACGCCGCCCAAUAGAUAUCUUGGGCAUCUCGACACAGUCGCCAACGCUUGCUAUGCAGCGGCCAUUCAGCGACGCUCGUAACAUAAAACAUGUGCUUUCCAUUCAAUUGACCUCGAGAGAAUCGACUCUAUUUCAUCGUCAAAAGUUUGCAUGUCGUCGAAAGCGGCCAAUCAAACUGUCGGAGAUGGCCCACGUGUAGUUGCUCUUGGCCAUGAUCUUCGACCCGCAAGACCUUGGCCGCAGUGUGAUGGUAGCCGGACGCCAGGCGUGCACCCUAUAAAUUGCAGGCAGUGCCCCAUUUCCUGGCCGAAUUAGUGGAACCAAGAACGAAAUUCCAACUUUGGUCGUGGCACCAAGAGCCCCAAGAGCUCCAAGGAUGACUUCAGCGGAUGAAGACCUAGGAAUGGUGAAAACUCAAGCGUUUGAGAAGAAAAUUGUGUGCUUCCCAAGCCCGUGGUCUCAUUUCUCGCCGUCUUCAGUGGGCACAGAGCUUGGAAUACGCUGAAAAAGUGGGAAGACUUUCAUCAAGAAAGGGCACAGGGUCAGAUUCUUGAUGACCAUUGGACAAAGAUGUCCACCCGAGUUUCUCGAGAUGUGAAAAUAUGUGGAAUUGCCAAGUUGGGGGCAAUAGUUGUAGAAUGUUAAAUAUCUGGACAAGCUGCAACCCUUUCAGCCUGUGAACAGCACUGCAAUUGCAACAUUUCCAGAUCUGAGGUGUGAUUUUCCUGCCGCCAACAUGACGACCCUACACCAAUUCGAUUACAUAUUCGCUAUUGCGAUGAUGUUUGCAUUCCUAGAUGCAUGGAACAUCGGUGCCAACGAUGUCGCAAACUCUUUUGCGACUUCUGUGUCGUCCCGAUCCCUCACUAUGAGGCAAGCCAUGGUGAUAGGUUCAGUGAUGGAGUUUGGUGGUGCUGUUGGAGUUGGUGCCCGAGUCGCCGAUACAAUCAGAACCAAAAUUUUGAGUACUAAAUCUUUUGAGCAAGAGCCGACUGUUCUUAUGCUGGGAAUGACAUGCGCUCUUGUUGCAUCGUCGACAUACCUGACGAUCGCCACUCGUAUCGGAUUGCCCGUCUCCACCACUCACUCGAUCAUGGGAGGCGUCAUGGGCGUAGGAAUUGCCGCUCUAGGCGUAGACGGUGUCAACUGGGGAUGGAAAGGUGUGUCUCAAGUCUUUGCGGCAUGGGCCAUCGCUCCUGGAAUCGCCGGCAUGUUCGGAGCCAUCAUCUUUUUGAUCACCAAAUACGGCGUGCUCAAAACAAAGAACCCUGUGCGCAAUGCCUUUAUCAGCGUACCAAUCUACUUCGCCUUCACGACUGGUAUCCUCACCAUGCUCAUUGUCUGGAAGGGUGCGGCUAGUGCAGCGGCAGCAGUCAAGUCCUGGGGCCCUGGCGAAUACAUUGGUGUCAUAUUCGGUGUCGGAAUCGGAUGUGGUCUUCUCUCUGCUAUCUUCAUCUUGCCAUACCUUCACCGAAAGCUCAACCUGAACGACUGGGAACUCAAAUGGUACGAUGUCUUCCAAGGUCCACUUCUUCUUCGACGUGGAGAAGUUCCUCCCAACACCAGCGGAGAACUCAUUGUCCAAGAUUAUUAUCGCGGACACAAGACUAGAGAGGAUCUUGAUCGUGAUGGAAGAGAGGUUGUCGUCCCCCGGAACGAUAUUGAGACAAGCACUCCUCUGGGCAAAGAAGCUGAGGCAGGAGCCCGCAGUUCUGGGGACAUCUCUGACACUGCUGCGAGCGACCCAGCUGAAAUUGGAAGAACAGGAAAAUGGUACGAACCUCGAAAUCUGUUCUUCGUCGCCAAAAAAGCUUUCUUUCAUGGCGCAGACGUCGACGUUGUUGCGGAACAGAAGAAAAGUUCCAUUCUGGUCGGCAACCUCGAAGAGAUGCACGCCCGUGCUACUCACUACGACAACAAGGCUGAGCACACUUACUCCUUCCUCCAGAUCUUGACGGCCGCAACUGCAUCAUUUGCCCACGGUGCAAACGAUGUCUCCAACGCAGUAGGGCCACUCGCAGCCGUGUAUCUUAUCUGGAGUACUGGAACUCUUGCAUCCAAAUCGCCAGUCCCUGUCUGGAUCUUGGUUUACGGAGGAGCUGCCAUCGCUAUUGGUCUUUGGACAUACGGCUACAACAUUAUGCGUAACCUUGGGAACCGCCUCACUCUCCACUCUCCAUCUCGUGGUUUCUCUAUGGAACUCGGCUCCGCUUGUACCGUCGUUAUGGCAACUCGUCUCGCUCUCCCAGUUUCCACUACUCAGUGUAUCGUGGGAGCCACUGUUGGCGUAGGGCUCUGCAAUGGAGAAAUCAAGAGUAUCAACUGGAGAAUGGUGGCCUGGAUUUAUGGUGGCUGGAUCAUUACUCUACCAGUCACAGGUAUCAUCGCCGGAUGUUUGAUGGGUAUCAUUAUCAAUGCUCCACAAUGGGGUAAUGCUCUGUAAGCAUAACGGCUAUUGACUUUCAGGUGCAAGCAAUGUAGGAAAAUGUGGUGAUGGAGUUGACUCAUGGACCAUAGGCAUGAGGGUCCUUGGGAUGAUGGCAACGGAUUCUUUUUAAUUAGACAAUCUUUACAAUAGUGAUCUCUUUAUUCCCA